This is a messenger RNA of Syzygium oleosum, 2339 nucleotides long. Its product is annotated as chitin elicitor receptor kinase 1. Gene Ontology annotation, molecular function: transmembrane receptor protein kinase activity; ATP binding. Gene Ontology annotation, biological process: protein phosphorylation; innate immune response. The coding region runs from base 208 to 2064 and encodes 618 amino acids. The transcript is spliced from 12 exons. The record is from RefSeq and is a predicted model, not a curated record. NCBI's taxonomy places the organism in Eukaryota, Viridiplantae, Streptophyta, Magnoliopsida, Myrtales, Myrtaceae.
GAUUUCUUUAUCCCGAAAGCAACCAAAAAUCGCCGGUCAACGCCAGGAAGCGCAGAAGAAGAAGAAGAAGAAGAAGAAGAAGAAGAAGAAGCAGAAGGAAAGAUCAGACUCUCGUUCGACCAUUCAAAGUCCCCAAAAUCGGAACCUCGACUUCGGAGAACUCCUCCGGCCGAUUCGAGCUCCGUUCUCGCCGUUCCCGGCGACCAGAUGAAGCCGCGGUUACGGACGGCCGGCUUGCUGGCGAUGCUGAUGAUGAUCUCGGCCUGCUGCAGGGUCGAAUCCAAGUGUGGCAAGAGCUGCUUGGCCCUGGCCUCGUACUACGUCUGGCAGGGCACGACCUUGACGUUCAUAGGCCAGGUCCUGUCGGCGCCGGUCGCGGACAUCGUCAGCUACAACAAGGACAAGAUCCCGAACCAGGACAGCGUCCGGUCGGGGAUCAGGAUCAACAUCCCCUUCACCUGCGGCUGCAUCGAAGACGAGUUCCCCGGUCAGAUUUUCAAUUACACGGUGCAAACAGGCGACACCUACGGCUUGGUCGCGACGCAGAACUACUCGAACUUGACGACCGCCGCGUGGUUGCAGAAUUUCAACUCUUAUCCCGCGACCAAUAUACCGGCCUCCUCCGUUUUGAGAGUGGUUGUCAAUUGCUCGUGCGGGGAUAGCGCGGUUUCGAAGGAGUACGGAUUGUUUAUCACGUAUCCGCUGAGGGCGGGGGAAACUCUCGAGUCGGUCGCGGCGGAGGUGAAUUUGAACGCUACUCUGCUGCAGAGCUAUAAUCCUGGUGUGAAUUUUAGCCAAGGGAGUGGUCUGGUGUAUAUUCCCGGGAAAGAUGCAAAUGGAACCUAUCCAGCUCUGAACUCAAGCACAGGAGGACUAUCUGUUGGAGCAAUUGUCGGCAUAAUUGUCGCAGCAGUAGCAGUGUUGUCGUUGUUGGCAUAUUGUCUAUACGCUGGAAUAUACCGAAAGAACAAAGUGAAGGAGGCAAUGUUGCUCUCAGGAUCUCAUGAAUUAUCAGCUCAAGCAGGGAAUGUUCCGGGAAGUGACUCAGCAAAACCUUCUGAAUCAACUGGUCCAGCUGGUGGUGCUUCAACAGGUCUUACAGGAAUCACUGUGGACAAGUCAGUGGAGUUUUCAUACGAAGAAUUGGCCAAGGCUACCGAAAAUUUUAGCCUGGCUAAUAAAAUUGGGCAAGGUGGCUUUGGAGCUGUCUAUUAUGCUGAAUUGAGAGGCGAGAAGGCUGCAAUUAAGAAGAUGGAUAUGCAAGCUUCAAGAGAAUUUCUCGCUGAAUUGAAGGUUCUAACGCAUGUUCAUCACCUUAACCUGGUGCGUUUGAUUGGAUACUGUGUUGAGGGUUCUCUUUUCCUUGUCUACGAGUAUAUUGAGAAUGGAAACUUAAGCCAACAUUUGCGUGGCUCAGAUAGGGAACCACUUCAAUGGUCUACCAGGGUUCAGAUUGCCCUUGAUUCUGCAAGAGGUCUUGAAUAUAUCCAUGAGCAUACAGUACCGGUUUAUAUCCAUCGAGACAUUAAAUCGGCAAAUAUAUUGAUAGACAAGAACUUCCAUGCAAAGGUGGCAGAUUUUGGUUUGACAAAAUUGACUGAGGUUGGAAGCACAUCUCUUCCCACACGACUUGUAGGUACAUUUGGAUACAUGCCGCCCGAAUAUGCCCAGUAUGGCGAUGUCUCUCCUAAAGUUGAUGUGUACGCUUUUGGUGUGGUCCUUUACGAACUUAUUUCUGCCAAGGAGGCUGUAGUCAAGGCAAAUGGUUCUAUUGCUGAAUCAAAGGGCCUCGUUGCUUUGUUUGAAGAGGUUCUUAACCAACCCAAUCCCAGAGAGGACCUUCACAAGCUUGUUGACCCUAGGCUUGGAGAUAAUUAUCCGCUUGAUUCUGCCCAGAAGAUGGCCCAGCUUGCGAAAGCUUGCACACAAGAGAAUCCUCAACUGCGCCCCAGCAUGAGAUCUAUCGUGGUGGCCCUGAUGACGCUUUCAUCUACGACGGAGGAUUGGGAUGUUGGCUCCUUCUACGAGAACCAUGCUCUGGUGAAUCUAAUGUCCGGAAGGUAGAAAAUUCCCCUUUUUGCCGGAAUCAUACAAUCACAUUUUUCAAGCUUUCGUUCCUAUGUUGUAUGUGUAUAUUCAUGUAGCUGGUCAUGGACGAAUUGUAAAUUAUUCUCUUGAGUCUUUUCUUCUCCCUAGAAAAGGAAUUCUUGUGGAGCUUGUUCGAUGUGCAUUGGUUGUAUGUACGUUCCUAUAGAGUAUAUACAUACUGAGACCCUGUCGUGCUACAACAAACAGCAUGAUCGGAUGAUCUGAAAAGAAAACCUUUGAGGUAGCAGAAA